CGCUACCAUAUACAAAUCACCUCUCAUCACGAGGAAGUCUCACCUACGAGCACCUGAGAAACGCCUUGUUUUCGAUUUUCAGCUCAACUCAGCAAGAGAUAACAUUAAAAAGUCAUUGAUUUAUAUCAGUGAACGUGAACAGGCCAGAGGGAAGACGUGAAGACGGAGACUGAUUUGCAGAUGGUACUUUGAGAGCACUGACGCCCGAUGAAUCUGACUCUGUGAAAAGAUGUUUCAUCAUGCUGGUAGGCAAGCUAAGACAUCUGGGUUUGUCCGCAUUGCCGUCUACGGCCCGUUUCUUAUCAUAUUCACCACCACCAUCCCCCCUCAGCAGCCGGUCACCGCCUUCCCCGACCCUACAAUAGUAGGGCAGUUUUGCAGAGAUCCAGGUGUUCCAGAGCAUGGACGCAGAACACCAAGCACCGGUGUGUUCUUUGAGAAUUCAGUGGCCAGAUUCUCCUGUGUAGAGGGGUACAGACUAAAGGGAGCAGCAAAGAUCACAUGCACACGCUUCCAAAAUGGAUCGAUGGGUUGGAGACCAAGCCUUACACCACUGUGCCUUCCAGAAGAUUGUCUUCCUCCAUACAUUGAGGAUGCUGAUGUUGCUAAUAAGACCUACAGGCCUGGGGAUAUCCUCGAUAUUAGCUGUCAUGAGGGAUUUCAGAUCCGUUAUCCUGACAUGGAUAACAUGGAAUCGGUUUGCCAAGAGGAUGGAACCUGGGACAAUCAGCCUAUCUGUCAAGGCUGCCUGCGCCCUUUGAUUCCUCCUCACAGUUACAUGAACAUCUCUGAGACAGAGUUUUCUGUGCCAGUCGGAACGGUGGUACAUUACCAGUGCUACCCUGGCUACAAGCUGGAGGGGGCAGAAUUACUGGAAUGCAUGUACAACCUCAUCUGGUCAGAUGUGCCACCCCGGUGCCUUGACGUUGAAGUAUGUCCAUUACCUCCAAUGGUAGAGCAUGGAGAUUACAUAUGCCAUCCACACCCAUGCAACCGCUAUAUCCAUGGGACUGUAGUAGAGUUCUAUUGUGAUCCUGGCUAUCAUCUAGCAGAUGAUUACAAAUACAUCACCUGUCAGUAUGGGCAGUGGUUCCCUCAGAUGCAAAUCUACUGCAUUCAAGAUGAGACCACCUAUCCAGGCUUUCAGGACUCCUUACUGACCACUUGGAAAGUGGUGGCAUUCACCGCAUCCAGUGUGCUGUUAGCUCUGCUCCUGGUGAUCAUGGCAAAGGUGUUCCAUUUCAAAUGCAAGACCCACCAAAACUCAAGUGAUGUGCAAGAGGACAACAGGGGUCCAAAUGUUUUAGUAGUAGAUGGCGUUGCUGUGUGCCUGCCUUCCUACGAGGAGGCAGUUGGCAGCACCAGUUACCAGCCACCACAUAUGCUACCCCCUGCUGGUCCAGAAAGUGCACAGCUCUCAGAGGAGCAAGACCCCCCUUCAUAUCCAGGGCACACAGAAAGUCAGAAUGGCGCUCCACUGGACACUGGAGAGGGAGAGACAUGUGACAGCAUCUCGAACACAUCAGAGUGUCUUCAGGCCACAAAUGCGUCGUCUUCACAUGCUGUAGGACUGAACAACAUGUCUGAGAAGACUAAUGUGAUCACCUCGAUGGAGGAGACUGCCUCCACAAGCCCCAGCAUAGACAUAGCAGAUGAAAUUCCUCUUGUGGAGGGUGAUGAAGAGGACUGCUGAUACUGUAGAUAUCCACCAUGAAUUUUCUCAUUGCUGUAGUUAGGUGUUUCUGCACUCCACAUUUAUGAUUUCUUUAAUUAAUUUUACACAGACCUCUUUAUUUCACAGAAUGGCUGAUAUUAAAGCUAGAGCACACAAAACACUAGCAGGGCAAUACAGGCAAUAAGAGUCAUGUUUGUAAUUUCUCAUGCUUUGAUCAUGGGAAAAGACUAUGCAUUCAUUGAACAAACUGUUUCAGUGUGAAUCUUACAUAAUCUCUCAAAAAUACAGCAGUUACCAAAGGGAAAAUGAUUACAAUUUACAUAGCCUUUAGGCAUUACAACUGAGUCAUGCUUUUAAUUGGUUAACUCUGUCUAGCUAGCCUUGAAAUGCUACACAGAACACAUAAUGAAAUACACCACUAUUAAGUCACACUCAGAAAUCUGUACCUGCUCUAAUUUAGAGAUGAUUGAGAAUGAUCAAGGUCGCAUUAAAUCAUAUUUACAAAUAUUUGACAUGUGUAAUCCAAGCGUCAGGUUUUACCAAUAUGUUAAUACGUUUGUUGCUAUCCAGACGUCCAGAAAUGAUCAGAAUUAAAAUACAGUUUUUCUUAAAUAA
Messenger RNA from Colossoma macropomum (tambaqui), 2290 nucleotides. It is a transcript of the gene susd4, whose product is annotated as sushi domain containing 4. Bases 230 to 1693 code for a protein of 487 amino acids. NCBI's taxonomy places the organism in Eukaryota, Metazoa, Chordata, Actinopteri, Characiformes, Serrasalmidae. The record is from RefSeq and is a predicted model, not a curated record. Gene Ontology annotation, biological process: negative regulation of complement activation, classical pathway; negative regulation of complement activation, alternative pathway. The transcript is spliced from 9 exons.